ACACACACACACACACACACACACACACACACACACACACACACACACACACACACACACACACACACACACACACACACAGUCUCCCGGUAAUUGGGGGUUAGUCACACAAAAGACGUUGGAUCCUGGUUAUAGAUUGGGGUUAGUCUGGUUCGACCUGCCCUGCCCUGGUUACAGAGGUGACAGAGACUGAGCUGAAAGAUGAUGCAUGAUCUGUUCAAGCCCUGCGCUCUAUCUGGCAGUAUCACAGACUGACAAUAAAAUAAGGAAGAUGGCUAGAUGGUUUGUCUAAUUCCAUUAUUUGGAUGCAAUUACGCAAUUAUUAAAUUCUUAUAAUCGAUGAUUCGUAUCGUGUCAUCAUCAAUGUCUUUCUGACUAACAGGUCACAGGUCAUAGGUACCCCCCGCCCCCCCCCAGUUGACCCCAUAAGCUUGGGGUCAGCCCCUCUCUUCCCCAGCCGGAGACACUGUGGAUUCAAGCAUCCAAGGGUUAAACGUGUUUGAGCGAUCCAUAAUUCAGAGGGCCGGCUGAUGUCACCUGGCGGCUAUAAACCCUGCGGCGCCCCGCCUGCUCUCAGAACCCUUCGCCGAGCAUCGCCUGGACCUCACCCGCUACCACCCUCCGCCACCUCGCCGACACUCCGGGAACCAUGACCAGCGCCUGCAUGCUUCUCCUGGCCGCCGGCUGCUGCUGGGCCUCCCUGCUGGGGGCCCGCGGGGACGAGGCCUCCUUCGAGACCCGCGCCCUGGACUACCCCUCCAAGACCCAGGAGGAGAAGGAGCUGAUUGAAGCUUUGCAAGAGGUUCUGGAGAAACUCCGCAGCAAAGAGAUGCCUUCAGAGAAGAAGCUGGGCUGGCUCCCUUCGUGUGCCGCUGGGGAGCCAUGCGCCGUGCGUAAAGGUGCUCGAAUCGGCACGCUGUGCGGGUGCUCGCGGGGGACCGCAUGCAACUUCUACGUCCUCAAGUGUUUGUGAAAGAAGAAAUUAAAAAUAAAUUAAAAAAAAAACACCAGGAAGCGUCUGAAAAACGAAUUUCUAUGAAAUAGUUUGCCUUUAAGUGCUUUAUGUGAUCUUGUUUAUUUUGGAAAAAAAAAUUUAAAAAAAAAAGUGCGUAUGUGUAAUAACGUGAUUAAUAAACGAUAUGAUCCAUUUUUUCUAAACUUAUGCCUGGGAAUAAUUGUUUGAAUGCCUAGAUAGAAUAAUUUUUUUUAAUAGUUAAUAUGGCCCAUCUGACAUAUCGAACAUUAAUGUAUUCCAAUAACGUGGACGUUACAUUUUAUUACAUUUAACAAAAUAAUCAUGCAAUCGACCAUUGUUAAAUGUAGGCUCAGUGAUACUCCCUAUAACACUAGGGGUAAAACGGAACUGU
This is a messenger RNA of Gadus macrocephalus (Pacific cod), 1367 nucleotides long. Its product is annotated as cocaine- and amphetamine-regulated transcript protein-like. The transcript has 3 exons. Gene Ontology annotation, molecular function: neuropeptide hormone activity. The record is from RefSeq and is a predicted model, not a curated record. NCBI's taxonomy places the organism in Eukaryota, Metazoa, Chordata, Actinopteri, Gadiformes, Gadidae. Bases 650 to 973 code for a protein of 107 amino acids. Gene Ontology annotation, biological process: negative regulation of appetite; G protein-coupled receptor signaling pathway; adult feeding behavior.